Messenger RNA from Zingiber officinale, 2120 nucleotides. Its product is annotated as threonine dehydratase 1 biosynthetic, chloroplastic-like. The coding region runs from base 56 to 1906 and encodes 616 amino acids. The record is from RefSeq and is a predicted model, not a curated record. Gene Ontology annotation, molecular function: threonine deaminase activity; pyridoxal phosphate binding. Lineage: Eukaryota; Viridiplantae; Streptophyta; Magnoliopsida; Zingiberales; Zingiberaceae. Gene Ontology annotation, biological process: L-threonine catabolic process. The transcript is spliced from 9 exons.
AUACGCCGAACCUAAUUGUUCGCCGAACGCCCCGAUCCAUCUCAAGCUCGGUGACAUGGAAUCUCUCGCCGCCCUCCGCCCUUCGCGCCUUCCCCCGCCCUCGAAGCUGCCGCUGGCUGGGGGAGCACGCCUUGCCACCUCCUUCCGCUUCCACCACCUUUGCCCAUCUAUCCACGCCGACUCGCUGAGAGGUCGACUGCUCGAGGUUGCCGCCGUCUCCUCAUCUUCGUCGGCCGGCUUCAGUACUCAGCCGGAUGCAACAUCCCUUUCCCCUCCCCUCAAGAGGGUCUCGGUGGAUUCUCUGCAGUACGAAAGCGGCUACCUUGGGGGCAUUUCUGAGAAAACUUAUCCAUCGUCUGCGUUAGCGGCCGACGUUGGUCAAAACGGGGCGUUGAAUCCUAUGGAGUAUCUAACCAGUAUUUUGACCUCGAAGGUUUAUGAUGUGGCGAUCGAGUCGCCGCUGCAACGAGCGACGAAAUUGUCUGCGAGACUUGGAGUAGAUCUCUGGCUUAAGAGAGAGGACUUGCAACCGGUGUUCUCCUUCAAGUUGCGAGGAGCCUACAAUAUGAUGGCUAAACUUCCUCGGGAGCAAUUAGAUAGAGGAGUCAUUUGCUCAUCUGCUGGCAAUCAUGCACAGGGUGUUGCUUUGGCUGCUCAGAAACUAGGAUGUAAUGCAGUAAUUGUAAUGCCAGUGACCACACCUGAAAUCAAGUGGCGUUCAGUUGAGAGGUUAGGUGCAACUGUCAUCCUAAAGGGGGAUUCAUAUGAUGAAGCACAAACAUAUGCAAAGCAAUGUGGAGAGGAGGAAGACCGUACAUUCAUACCCCCUUUUGAUCAUCCUGAUGUUAUUGCAGGUCAGGGAACUAUUGGGAUGGAAAUCAUUCGCCAAAUGAGUGGUCCUAUACACGCAAUAUUUGUACCGGUCGGUGGUGGUGGGUUAAUAGCAGGAAUUGCUGCUUAUGUAAAACGGGUCCUCCCAGAGGUAAAGAUCAUUGGAGUAGAACCUUCUGAUGCAAAUGCAAUGUCAUUAUCUCUAUUUCAUGGGGAGAGAAUUAUGCUAGAACAAGUGGGAGGAUUUGCAGAUGGUGUGGCUGUAAAAGUGGUUGGAGAAGAGACAUUCCAUUUGUGCAGGGAACUAGUUGAUGGAGUGGUUCUUGUUGGUCGUGAUGCCAUUUGUGCAUCCAUAAAGGAUAUGUUUGAGGAGAAAAGAAGCAUACUAGAACCAGCUGGUGCUCUUGCUCUAGCUGGGGCAGAGGCCUAUUGCAGAUACUAUGGUUUGAAAGGUGAAGCUGUUGUUGCUAUAACAAGUGGUGCAAACAUGAAUUUUGACAGACUGAGAAUUGUGACUGAACUUGCUGAUGUUGGUCGCAAACGAGAGGCUGUUUUGGCAACCAAUCUACCAGAGGAGAAAGGGAGUUUUAAGAAAUUCUGUGAAUUGGUUGGUCCUAUGAACAUUACAGAGUUCAAGUACAGAUAUGAUUCACGUAAAGAAAAUGCUCUUGUUCUUUAUAGUGUUGGUGUUCAUAUUGAUUCUGAACUUGCAGCAAUGGUGCUUAGAAUGGAGCACGCCCAACUUAAAACUUUUAACCUCACCAAUGAUGACUUGGCAAAAGAUCAUCUUAGAUACUUUAUGGGUGGGCGAUCAAAUGUUCAAAAUGAAAUACUGUGUCGAUUUAUAUUCCCAGAGAGACCAGGUGCUCUAAUGAAAUUCUUAGACUCCUUCAGUCCCCGUUGGAACAUAAGCUUGUUCCAUUAUCGAGCACAGGGCGAAACCGGCGCAAAUGUACUGGUCGGCAUUCAAGUUCCAGGAGAGGAUCUGGAAGAAUUCAAGAACCGUGCCGAGAAUGUUGGCUACGAGUAUACAUAUCAGAUGAACAAUGAGGCCUAUCGUCUGUUGAUGCAGUGAGCAUACCUUCGGUGCGCAGGCGAAGUUCUUAUAGUGAAAGUUUGGUUGGAAUAUUCAAUUAUAACUUUGAAGUUUGUUGUCACAAUUAUAUUAUAGUUUGGAAGUUUGUGGGCAACGUUCUUACCCUAGUCUAUGUAUUGUUGAUUAAUCUUCUCUGGUGGACUUUUAGGAUUACAAACUUUUAUCAAAUAUAAAAAUUAAGAAUUACAAUGUC